UAUAACAUGUGAUGAUCAGAGCAGAGAGCAGACAGACGGGAAGACGGACACAGAGAGAUGCCCCACCUGGACAUGGAUCACCUGCUGCUGCUGCUGCUGCUGUGGAGCUCAGGACUCCAGGCUGAAGGAGAACUCACCUCAACAGAGUCUGUCAGGUUGGUGGAGGGAGCCAGUCGCUGUGCAGGAACACUGGAGCUGACGAAACAUGAUGGAGAAUGGAGACCAGUGAGGUACUUCUCUGACUGGACCCUGGAGACAGUAGGUGCUGCCUGCAGAGAGUUAGACUGUGGCUCUGCUGUUGCUGUAGUAUGGAGAGAAGAGUCCUCACACAGAUCUGUGUGGUGGAUCAGGUCUGACUGUGUUGAGUCUGGAUCUGCUUUGAGAGAGUGUGCAGAAUCAGGUUCUUCGUCCUCCUUCCUUGAUCUCACCUGCUCAGACCUGCUGCUUCCGCCCAACAUCUCUGUGUCCUCCUCCAUGGUCGGGGUCUCCGAGGAGGACCAGCAGCAGGGGUUCCAGGUGUUCUGGGGCUCCAACUUCACCAUCAGCUGCUCCAUCCAUCCACAGUACCCAGGAGGCUCCUUCCAGCUCAGCGUCACCUCCUCCGACUCAGCACACAACACCACCCAGCCAGCUGUCAAUCACUCUGCCCACUUCCUUUUUCCUGCUGCCGAGCCCUUCCACCAAGGAAACUACAGCUGUGUUUAUCAGCUCAAUGUUUUCUCUCAUAACUUCUCCUCUGAGAGCCGUGUGCUCUCACUCAGCAUCAUGGAACUGAGGCCUUUAAUCAUUAGAGCGACCGUCCUGCUGCUGUUUCUGCUGGUGGAGAACAUUGUUCUUUACUUCUACUGCAGGGCCAGCAGGGGGCAGCUGCCGUGCAGACAGAAGAAGAUUGAGCCAGAUUAUUAUGAUCUAGGUCCCUGCAGCGGAAGGAGGGCCGACUGAAGAGGAAGGAGCUCAGGGAGCAGAGUAGCACCUCCAAGGAGCUCAUGGAGGUUAAGCAUUUAUUCACCUUUUUAAUCCCCACUUGGAAUAAUUCCUGUGUAUUUACCCUUACAAAACUUCAAUUCAUUUUGAAUGGCACAUCCUGGGUAUUUGUGCUCAAAGUCUGGGGUCUCUUGGGCCCAUCUGUGAGUAAAUAUGAGUUUUUAAAAGUAAAUUUUACUAACAAGCAUUAUUCUUCCCAAAAGUCCGGACCCUGUUUUAGGGAACCAGUAAGGGUCCUUAGGAUGGACCCAGGACCACCAGACUUGGGUCACAUAUUCUACAGAACACCUUGAUUUGGAAAAGCUUCCAACUCAUUUUUAUAUUUUUUUUAUUUUCACUGAAACCCCCUCGUAUUCUCAAAAUGUGCAAAGAUCUUUGCCUUUCGCAAGCAUAAUUAAAUGGUAACUAUUGUUUCUUUCAACCUGGACCAUAUGUUCCUGUGUUUUUGUGUCUGAAUGACAUUGGUCAAGUAUCAACUCUGCUAACCACAAAACGGGUUUAAAAUAUUGCCAAAGAGAAAACAAUUUCCCUAGAAAGAAGCGGUAAAAAACUGUAGUUUCCCUUUAAGGUAUAACUAGGAAGGGUGGUGGAAAACCUUAAAAUAGGUACCGCACUCGACCCGGUGCUGUCAGACCAUUCUAGCAUCCACCCAGGCCAAACCUUCCCAUGCGGCCAUAUCUAUUUCUUUAGGUUUUCCAGCAAGUCAUAACUCAGAUAAAGAAAAGGGUCUUUUGAAUGUCAAGUUGAGUUUCACAGCCCUUCCAGAUGGUUCUCUCCUCUAGACUAAAGUUAUUUGCAUGUACUGGUGACGUGAUCUGAGUUACUACCAGGGUUUUGUCAAGUCACAAACACCACUU
Etheostoma spectabile (orangethroat darter) is the source of this 1841-nucleotide messenger RNA. RefSeq lists its product as uncharacterized. Lineage: Eukaryota; Metazoa; Chordata; Actinopteri; Perciformes; Percidae. Gene Ontology annotation, cellular component: membrane. The transcript is spliced from 6 exons. The record is from RefSeq and is a predicted model, not a curated record. Bases 58 to 942 code for a protein of 294 amino acids.